AAUCGCGCUCGGGGAAAUUAGUCGGCCGGUGUCGGUGCGCGAACGCGUGUCGAGCGACGAGCGAGCUUCCGUAACGCGACGAAAUUAACGCGAGGACUAACUCCAGGCACCACCGCCUCGUGCAUCAUUAGCAGAGAACACUUGGUUCGGAGCGGUGAGACACGCGGGAGAGCCGGAAGGGUAGUAGUAGUAGCAGCAACGGCGGCGGUGGCGGCGGUCCAGUAGCAGCAGCCGGAAAGGGCAGAGCAGGCACACGCAUCGAGGAGGGUCAAAACGCACGAGCAGUUGAAGAGAGGAAAGGUCUCUCGACCGCGACCUUCGACCCUCGACCUACCGCGAGUUAAACGAGCUCCCGAAAAUCCCCCGAGCCGAAGAUAAUCGUCGGAGAGGAUUCGCCGGGAUUCCAUUUUCGCGACCAGGAAGAAAGAAGGAAGUGCAGUGCAAUCGCGGAAGUAGCGAGGGGAAAGGACGGAAUCGCUCACGAGGACGACUUGUCACCACGACUCUCUCUCUUUCUCUCCGUCCACACCCGCGUUUCUCUUUUUCUCUCAUUCGCCUUGUAGUUUCGUGCACCGGAAGCGCGCACUCGACUUCACGCUAAUUCGCUUUUAUUGCGGCGCGGUGCGGAAGCUGAAAUACGAAAAAGACUGAUUUUGUGCGUUUAAGAGCGAUUGCUUCGUCGAGACUGCUUCUGCCUUCUUGCACAAUCGCUCUCUCUUUCCGUCUGUCUGCGUCUUUUGCUCGUCGGGGGCGUCGUCUUUAUCGUUUUAAGUCUCCUUGUCGUCGCAGCGUCAUGGGCGGAUGUACUUCGAAGGAUACCACGUCAGGCGACGAUAAAAAAGGCAACAAUAUGGUGGAUGCAGCUGUUCUGGACAAGCUGGAAGCUGGCCACGCCAAGCUGGCGGCAUCUGACAGCAAGUCGCUGCUGAAAAAGUAUUUAACGAAGGAAGUCUUUGAUCAGCUCAAGACCAGAAAGACCUCGUUCGGCUCCACUCUUCUGGACGUCAUCCAGUCUGGUUUGGAGAAUCACGAUUCUGGCGUCGGUAUCUACGCGCCUGAUGCUGAGUCGUACACCGUCUUCGCUGAGCUCUUUGAUCCCAUCAUCGACGAUUACCAUCAAGGCUUCAAGAAGAGUGAUAAGCACCCGCCCAAAGACUUCGGCGACGUCGACUCCUUCGGCAAUCUUGAUCCGACUGGUGAGUACAUCGUAUCCACUCGCGUGCGAUGCGGCCGCUCCUUGGACGGAUAUCCCUUCAAUCCAUGCUUGACCGAGGCUCAGUAUAAGGAGAUGGAGGAGAAGGUGUCUAGCACGCUGUCAGGUCUCAGUGGUGAACUAAAAGGCACCUUCUACCCGCUCACUGGCAUGAGCAAGGAGGUGCAGCAGAAGCUGAUUGACGAUCACUUCCUCUUCAAAGAGGGCGAUCGGUUCCUCCAGGCUGCGAACGCCUGCCGCUUCUGGCCCACUGGACGUGGCAUCUUCCACAACGACGACAAGACCUUCCUGGUCUGGUGCAACGAGGAGGAUCACCUCCGCAUUAUUUCUAUGCAGAUGGGCGGUGAUCUUGGACAGGUUUAUCGACGCCUGGUGUCGGCGGUGAAUGAGAUCGAAAAGAGGCUGCCGUUCUCGCACAACGAUCGCUUCGGCUUCCUGACGUUCUGCCCGACGAACUUGGGAACGACGGUGCGUGCCUCGGUGCACAUUAAGGUGCCGAAACUCGCGGCGAACAAGGCCAAGCUCGAAGAGGUCGCAAGCAAGUACAAUCUACAGGUGCGCGGCACUCGCGGCGAGCACACUGAGGCCGAGGGUGGCAUCUACGACAUCUCCAACAAGCGACGCCUCGGUCUCACCGAGUACCAGGCUGUGAAGGAGAUGAACGACGGCAUUGCCGAGCUCAUCAAGCUCGAGGCCAGUCUUUAAAUCCGCCUCCCCCCGACAUCUCGUAUCCGUACCCUUCAUCGUAGCCUAUUGGACGCCGCUGUAUUACGCGACGUCAUGCUGGAAGCUGUGUCUAUGGCGUAAAGAUUUUAUUCUGAGAAUAUAAAUCGCGAGAGCGACGAUUUGGAGAAUCGUCUGACGACGAUUUAACGCCGGCGGCAUCGAGUUUCUCAGCUGUUUUAUCGCGCGUUUCCCGUCUUUAUACAUAUAAAUAUUAUAAUUAGCGCUGUGUUUAAUAUGAUGUAGGUUGACCUCUCUCGUGCCCUGUCAUUCGCUGUCUUCUCUAUUGCUCACAUUCUUUCGCUAGAAAUUAAUGAGUGUUUAUUAUAAUAAACAUUCCUCAUUAUAACAAAAUAAAUGUAUAAACUUUGUAAGUGUCAGAAUAUAUAUUUGCCGGGAAUGUUAUUCUUGGCAAAUGUAUAUUCUGGCAUAUACAAAAUUUAUAAAUUUAUUUUAUUAUAAGAAGAAUGUUUAUUAUAAUAAACACUCAUUAAUUUCUAACGAAAGAAUGUGAGGAAGAAAAAAUAUUCAUGAAUGAAGAAAGGAAUUUGUGUUUCAUUUUUUAACUGUUAUUAAUCUAUAAAAGAUUUAAUAUUAAUUUGCUUAAAAGAAAGAAAAAGUCAUAGAUCGGCGAGAGAAGAUGAGGAUGACACGGAAGAUUACAGAGAACAACUUACAUCGUACUCUGCGCAUUGUAUUCGUCAGUAUUUUAGUUUCACUUGUUCCUUUUUUUUCUUUUCAAUAAUAAUAAAUGAAAAAUCGGGAAAUGUUCUCCAGGCAAUGAUUCUUUCGUUUUCCUCUUUCUUUUUUUUGCCACAAUCGCUAUAUUGUAUUCUGAUGAUACAUAGUCACGCGCGUUCUCACACACUUCGUAGUGCUCUAGUGCUAGUCCCCUGCAAUUCGUCGUGAUUAUCUAUUAAAUGAAAUGAUAAGGAAAAAGAGAGAGUAGUCGUCGCUGGGUAUGAAACAUUUGUUCGACGACGAUUUUUCAUUGUCCGUUUUGCGAUCAUCACGGAAUUUUAAAGAGGCGAGAGCGCUGUUUUUGGCGCUUUGCGGUUUUCUAGUCUGCGAAUGGUGGAAUGAAUUCAUGUUUUUUCAUUCUCUUUUUUACCACGUGAGAGGCCAAGAAUAUUUGCGCGACGGAUAUUACACGCACUACACACGCGCGAGCAAAAGCGCUACGACAUAUUAUAGAGACAGUGUACUACCAGCCGACUUGACAACAAGAUGUACGAUGAAAAUACAAGUAAUGAGACACAAAAAUAAAAAGACAUACACAUUA
Molecule: messenger RNA, 3218 nt
Organism: Linepithema humile (Argentine ant)
Lineage: Eukaryota; Metazoa; Arthropoda; Insecta; Hymenoptera; Formicidae
Gene: Argk1
Product: Arginine kinase 1
Biological process (GO): phosphocreatine biosynthetic process
Molecular function (GO): creatine kinase activity
Source: RefSeq, a predicted model, not a curated record